AUGUCGGAUCCUUCCAAGCUAGGCUCCUCAAUGGAGUCCUCCAGCGACAUCGACAUGACCUCGCAUGCGAGCGACAUCGACAUGGCUUCAGAUACGAGUGACAUCGACAUGGCUUCGGAUGCGAGCGACAGCGGGACGUCUCCCAUUGAGAAGAUUCCUCUAGAAGUUCUCUCCUAUGCCCUCUCCUUCAUCCCCGACAGAGCCUCUAUCCGUGCGGCCAUGCUCUCCGGUCCGAAGCUUUACAGCGUUUUCAAGCAACGUCCAGCCUACAUCGCAUCAUGCGUCCUCUUCAACUCCAUGGAGGAACCCGUUUAUCGGGAAGCCACCGUGACCUACAACAUGAAAAUGGCAAAAUGGAAGGGUCUCAAGGCUGGUAUCAAGGCUAUCAAUCGCGUCUAUUCGAGUGAACAGCACCGUAUCUAUAGCCAGUUCCUCACGUUCGACCGGGUCAAGCAGAUGUGGCGCCUUCAUAAAGCGGUCGAAUACUUUGCAGAGCGCCUUCCUUCGUCUCUCAUUCAGAAGCAUCCGGUCGUCAAGUACAAAGAUGCAUUUUCUAUCAACACUAACGUUCGUGUGCGCUUUCAGCGUACUUUGUAUCGCUUGGACGCAUUUUUGAACAUCACGAAGCUCAUGAUUGCCUCGCACCUACACGACAAUCAUGGGAAGAACAGAACCCCGACCGAAGAGGAGCGUAAGGAGGCUCACUGGGUUCAUUGCCUGCAUGAGUUGGAGGAACAUCGUAUUCUCAAAGCUUUUCACAACCAGUACUCUGCCGUGGAGAUUGAGCAGCUGACCAGCAUCUGUGGCAUCUUGGUUAUCGAAAUCGCACCUUCUUUCAAUACCUUUCUCGAACGAGAUAUUGAAUUGGGUACCCAGCUGCCAUACUACAUCAGCCAUGCCCUCUGCCCUGGGUCAAUGAGUCUCAUUGCUCAAGGCCUCCCCUUUCUGAAAGACUUUCUCACUGCUGGGUCGCGAAUCGAGAGAGCAAAAGUUAUGCGAAGUAUUAAUCCACCCAUUGACUGGAACCCCCAUCUGCCAACCAGACCUCCUUUCCCUGGUAACGACGAGCAGCUCACCUGUGUUGUCCACGACUACGAGGGGACUCCGGGAAAGUGGGCACGGAUGGACACUCCAGACUUCAUCAUGCGUACUCCUUUCAUCAAAGAUCCCGACCCCGGACCAGAGAACGCGUGGCAUAUCCUAAGUCGCUAUGCAAUUUUCCUGAACGACUUCGAUGGCGAAGUUACUCCUUACCAGCCACUUCCUUGGGGGUACGUCUUCUGGGACAUUGACAUGUUUGACAAGGCCGAAUUUAUCAAUAUCAGAAUUGAGCAUCACAAUGAAUCCGGCUUCACCCUCGACGCAAGCCACCCAAUCCACGCUACCUGGAAGCCCCUGGCUAAAUGGGAUUCCCAUAUGGCUACUGACCGAUUGCUCAUGUCCUGCCAGGAGAAGGUUUACCUCAAGAACCGUGGUCAAACAGGAUACUUCAACUUUGACUCCUGGACUAUGUCUGCUGAAGUGAAUAUGCUCCAUCGGCUGAACAGCUUGCCCCGGGGAGACUUGGAGAAUGCCCUUCAGCAGAUAGAAACGCCUGAACUACUGCAACAGUUUCUUGUAGCCAUGGAGGCCUCGCACCCGAAUAUUAUUCAAAUUGCCAUUGAUUUGUCGACAGCUGGAGCCUUGAAUGCUUUGGCCCCAGGCACUCCGGCUGGACCUCCAGUUCCUGAUGAUGAUGAUGUUGACGAUGACGAUGACGAUGACGGUGAGGAUGAUGCGAACUGA
Fusarium subglutinans is the source of this 1785-nucleotide messenger RNA. RefSeq lists its product as uncharacterized. Bases 1 to 1785 code for a protein of 594 amino acids. The record is from RefSeq and is a predicted model, not a curated record. NCBI's taxonomy places the organism in Eukaryota, Fungi, Ascomycota, Sordariomycetes, Hypocreales, Nectriaceae. The transcript has 2 exons.